CUCACCUCAAUUGAAUCAUCAGGAGACCUCAUGUUCAUGGAAUCCUUCUUAUUGGUCCUUCUCUAUGUUGUGGGCUUCGGUAAGGGCGCCUCCGAUCACACUUUGGUUAUGGUCUCCCAUCGUGGAGGCUCACUUGACAUUCGUCAUGUACCGAGUAUGAUGGUACAGGCCGCCGCUGCCGCCGGUGAGAGGACACGCUUCCUCAGCCAAGACGACCUUGAGCUUGAACAGUGCCUCGCACAGACUGGCAUGGUCCAUGACUUGUCUUCUCUGGGAGUGCAGAUAGUGGACUCCAAAUGUGCGCUGAGCCACAAACAGAUAAUGGACUAUUUUGAGAAGGCUGAAGACAGCCUUGACAUCGAGGUUUUUUGCGAGGCCGAUUUUGACUUCUCGAUUGCGCCAGUUUUUGAAGAGGCUUCGGUUAUGCAAUCACGAGUAUCCACUUGUACUGGCGGCAAUCGUGUUCUUGGCACCAACGAUCCCGGCUCCUCCUGCCAGGGGAACCUCGAGGUCAUGCGCAUGGGAGCUGCCUGGCAAACAGCUCGCGCGGCCAAUCGAACUUUACGAAGGAUCGUAUUGGCAAUUCUGGACACCGGAGUGGAUAUGACUCAUCCAGAUCUUGUCAAUCAAUUCUGGAAGAAUCCGUCCGAUGGUUCUAUCGGGCACAACUUCAUCACUGACAGCGCUGAUGUAACUGACGACAAUGGACACGGUACUCAUUGUGCUGGAGCAGCUGGGGCUCAGACCAACAAUGGUAUUGGUAUUGCUGGAGUGGCAGAUGUGGAAUUGAUGAUUCUGAAGUUCAUGGACAGCACUGGCGAAGGUUCCCUUCGUAACGCUUUGAAAGCUCUUGAUUAUGCAGUCCGGAUGGGUGCUACAGUCUCCUCACAUUCAUACUUCUCCCCUCAUUCCAGCCGCAUCUUCCAGAGAGCCAUCAGGAAUGCUGCUGACCUCGGACACAUAGUUGUUGCUGCUGCCGGGAAUGAUGAUCUGAAUCUGGAUCAGUUCCCAGCAUACCCUUGUUCCUAUGCACCAUCGAUCCCGUCCUUGCUUUGUGUCGCCGCUAGCACUUCGACAACAGCUUCACCGGUAUCGAUCGCCUCCUUCUCUAACAUAGGCUCUGCUGUUAACAUUGUUGCUCCCGGCGUCAACAUACUCUCGACGUACCUUUUAGGCUCGUAUGCUUAUCUCAGUGGUACAUCGAUGGCCACCCCUCAAGUUGCCGGCGUUGCUGCAUUACUGGCUGCAUUGGGCUUGGGUGGACAGAGGAUCACAGACUCUAUAACACGGUCUCGUACCGCAACCCUGAGCAACCGGUUAAAUUUGAAUAACCUGGGGGAAUUGGACGCUUUGAAUGCGGUCAAUAUCGGUCUUGGACAGCCGACCAGCCCUCCGACGCCGCCAUCUAGCGCGAGAUUCUCAACGCUUAUCUCCGCGUGGAGUCUUGGGCUCUUAUUUGUUAUAACGGAGCGAUUCGCUUUCUAGCGGUGUUGCUGCAACAUGUACUCUUUGGAAUACAUUGCCCACGAGGCCACUUUUUUAACUCACAA
Perkinsus marinus ATCC 50983 is the source of this 1550-nucleotide messenger RNA. RefSeq names its product M-protease precursor, putative. The record is from RefSeq and is a predicted model, not a curated record. NCBI's taxonomy places the organism in Eukaryota, Perkinsozoa, Perkinsida, Perkinsidae. Bases 31 to 1485 code for a protein of 484 amino acids. Gene Ontology annotation, biological process: proteolysis. The transcript has a single exon. Gene Ontology annotation, molecular function: serine-type endopeptidase activity.